Messenger RNA from Erpetoichthys calabaricus (reedfish), 3653 nucleotides. RefSeq names its product receptor-interacting serine-threonine kinase 4 (gene ripk4). Gene Ontology annotation, biological process: protein phosphorylation. Gene Ontology annotation, cellular component: cytoplasm. Bases 141 to 2501 code for a protein of 786 amino acids. Gene Ontology annotation, molecular function: protein kinase activity; protein binding; ATP binding. The record is from RefSeq and is a predicted model, not a curated record. Lineage: Eukaryota; Metazoa; Chordata; Cladistia; Polypteriformes; Polypteridae. The transcript has 8 exons.
CUUGUCGGCCACUCCCUUCACACCUGGGCAGGGCACAGCGGGAGAACGUUCAGGGCACAUAGCAAGGAGAAGGGUUUGGGGGCAAAAGCGACUCGAGGGGAGUUGCGCAAAAGUGAAGGCUGUGCUAGGGCAGCAGACAAAUGAUUAGCACUGACAGUAUGGACAGCUCCUCACUGGCCAUGGGGCUGCUGAAAACUUUUGCCUCAACUGAGCUAGAAAAAUGGGAAAAAAUCGGCUCUGGAGGCUUUGGGCAAGUUUUCAAAGUGCGACACGUCCAGUGGAAAGCAUGGCUGGCAAUCAAAUGCCCCCCAAGUCAUCACGUAGAUGAAAAAGAACGUAGUGAGCUUUUAGAAGAGGCAAAAAAAAUGGAAAUGGCCAAGUUUCGAUACAUUCUUCCUGUGUAUGGAAUUUGUAAAGAUCCGGUGGGACUUGUAAUGGAGUAUAUGGAGACUGGAUCACUCGAAAAGCUCCUAGCUGCUGAGCCUCUACCCUGGGAACUAAGAUUUCGCAUUAUUCAUGAAACUGCAGUGGGAAUGAAUUUUCUUCACUGUAUGAAUCCUCCUUUGCUUCAUCUGGAUUUGAAGCCAGCCAACAUACUACUGGAUGCUCAUUAUCAUGUUAAGAUUUCAGAUUUUGGAUUAGCUAAAUGGAAUGGCCUUUCAAGUACAGAUGAUAUUAGCCGGGAUGGUUUCUGUGGGACAAUAGCUUAUCUUCCUCCUGAAAGAAUUAAAGAAAAAAAUCGGAAUGCAGACAUAAAGCAUGAUGUAUACAGCUUUUCCAUUGUAAUAUGGGGAGUUCUUACACAGAAGAAACCAUAUGCAGAUGAACACAAUAUUCUUCACAUAAUGCUGAAAGUCGUAGAAGGACUACGCCCAGAACUGGAAGCAAUUCCACGAUGCAGGCCACAAGCAUGUAAUGGCUUCAUCAGUCUGAUGCAGAAAUGCUGGCAGGAUCCACCCAAAAAAAGACCAUCUUUUCAAGAAAUUACAUUAGAAGCUGAAGAGUUAUGUUCUAAACCACAGGAAGAAAAUAAAGAAGUGCCAGAAACUGGGUUAAUUCAAAACACAGACCAUAAGGUGUUGGGUAAUGAACAAGUCAACCAAAAAUCCAUCGAACUGGGGUUGUCUGAACUGCUCAGCCAAAUUGACUCUGGCAUCUCCCAAAGCUUUGAGCAAGACAAGCAAGACUCUUCUGAGGCUACUGAUGCAUCUUGCGGCAACAAAAGGCUUUCUGAAAUAUCUUUGGUUGAUUCAGCUUUUUCUUCACAAGGAUCUUUGUCAUUGUCUUUUGAAAACUCAGCUAGUGAAUCUGGAACUUUGGAUUUGCAGAAGAAGAAGCUUUGUGAAGCCAUCAUGUCAGCUGAUAUUGCAAAACUGAUGAAGAUUUUACAACCUCAGGAUGUAGACCUCAUAUUGGAUGGUGGCUUAAGUCUUCUACACUAUGCUGUCCAAAGAUCAAAUGAAGAAGCUGUGAAGCUGCUCUUGCUUUAUAAUGCUAAUCCAAAUCUUGCAACUAAACAUGGAACCACACCACUUCACAUGGCAGUGGAAAAGAAACUGAAAAAUAUAGCAGAGCUUCUGCUAGGAAGGAAGAUCAAUGUUAACGUGAAGGAUGAAGACAAUUAUACUCCACUACACUUUGCAGCACAAAAUGGAGAUGAAAGUAUUGCUAGGCAACUUCUUGAUAAAAAUGCAUCAGUCAAUGAAGUAGACUUUGAAGGCAGGACACCAGUGCACAUAGCCUGCCAGCAUGGUCAAGAGAAUGUAGUCCGAGUUCUUUUACGACGUGGUGCAGAUGUACAUGUAAAAGGCAAGGACAAUUGGACACCACUUCACUUUGCUGCGUGGCAAGGUCACCUCUCAAUUGUCAAGCUCUUAGUAAAGCAAGUCAGUGCAAACGUAAAUAUCCAGACAUCUGAUGGGAGAACUGCGCUACAUCUGGCUGCUCAGAGGGGCCAGUAUAGAGUAGCUCGCAUUCUUAUAGACCUUGGAGCAGAUGUAAAUGUUGUGUCUCAUGCGCACCGUACACCUUUGCACGUGGCAGCAGAAACAGGCCACACUAGUACAUCUAGGCUGCUAAUUAAACACAAAGCUGAUAUUGAAGCUAAAACCAGUGCAGGAUGGACCCCACUUCAUCUUUCUUCCCAGUUUGGACAUCUUGCAACAGUGAAAAUGCUGUUAGAAGAAAAGGCAGAUGUUAAUGCCAAAGAUCAGUCUUACAGGUCAGCCAUCCAUCUCGCUACAGAACAGGGCCAUCCGGACGUAAUAAAAGAGCUCUUGCUGUUUAGUCCAGAAAGCGUGAAUAUGUGUGACAAACAGGGAUUCACACCUCUUCAUUUGACUGCAAAGGCUGGAAAUCUACAGGCUGUAAACAUUCUUCUUGAUAGUGGCGCAGCAACUGAUUGCCAAAAUGCUCUCCAGCAGUCUCCCUUAGAUCUUGCAAAGGAAAAUGGGAAUCCCUUGGUUAUUGAACUGCUGCAGACAAAACGUCAUUUAAAUUAGGUGUUUUAAUGUAAAUUGUUCCAAACUUUUAAAACAAUUCUAUAAAACUUUACCAACUGACAGUUUUAUCCAUUUCUACUUUAAAUAUUAGGCCAGAUCAAAGAAGAAAUCUCAAUGAAAACUCAAUGUGAAUUAUGUUGUGUGUGUUUCUAGGAAACUUUUUUACCUUUGUGUUAUUGGAGUCCUAUGCAAAAGAUGCACCUGCUGCUUUGGCUUUCUAACUUCUGUUUAGCAGCAAAACAAAGUGCGUUUUAGGGAAAUCACAAAAGAGAACAUGCAUGAUUUUGGAACAAAAGCAGAUGGGCAGAGAAAAGACAGAUGAGGGGGCAAAGCAGCUCUGUGGAACACAUAUCACAAUAUUCUACUUGAACAUGGAUUUUAAAAAAUAAGGGUAUAAGCUACAAGCUUGGUCCAAAUUAAUGCAUUGUAGAGUAAAAUUUGGUAUAAAUUUGGUUAUGGUUGGGUAUGUAUAUAAAACUGUAAUUUAUCUUUGUGAAUUAUGCAUAAUCUGCACUAUUGCGUUAAGAUUCAUUUGACCAGGUUUAAUAUAUUUAUACAGAUUUUUGAAUGCUGGCUUGUUUAUUUUUGGUAUUUCUAUUUUAGAAAUCCGCUUUUAAAGCAUCCUCCUUACCUGACAUUACCAAAUACAUAAAAUGAUUUUAUGACCCUAUAACAGUAAUAUAUUUUUAUUAGAAAUCCUAGUACCAAAAUGUUACAUUUUUCCACUAAGAUUUACCAAGUGACAUUUUCUAACAAGAAUGCAUAUAUUUCUUAUUGUUGACUGUGGCAUCAAAUGGUGAGUUAUAAAAAGUUACCAAGAAAAUUUGCAAUAUUUAAAAUACAAUAUAGAAGUUUGUAUCAAAGCAUAAACUGAAAGGUGUUACCUUGAUAAUGUACAUUUUUGCAGAGCAAAUUUUAGUCAAACCUACAAGUGCUUUUUUAUUAUAUAGCUGAAAGUCAGGAGUUUUAAAACAAAGUACAGUUUAUGUGUGGUUGUAAGGCUGUGUAUUUUUAGCUGCUAUUUUAUAUUAAUAUACUGUGUAUAUUGUAUAGCAGAUUUUCAAGGCAAUAUUUGUAUUGUAAAAACAUAUUUUACAGUUUUAUAAGCAUGGUACCGUCUUGCAACACUAAAUAAAAUACUCAAAAAAUGCA